This is a messenger RNA of Hemiscyllium ocellatum (epaulette shark), 3355 nucleotides long. RefSeq names its product collagen, type XXI, alpha 1 (gene col21a1). The transcript is spliced from 30 exons. The coding region runs from base 1 to 3225 and encodes 1074 amino acids. The record is from RefSeq and is a predicted model, not a curated record. NCBI's taxonomy places the organism in Eukaryota, Metazoa, Chordata, Chondrichthyes, Orectolobiformes, Hemiscylliidae.
AUGGGACCAACAUGUUCCAAUAAAUGGUGGGACCUACAAAUACAGCAAACAUUGGAUAUUGAGGGGUAUCUCGGUUUGGAUAUAGUAAAAAAUGGAAGGCUGAUGACAGAUACCGAGGGCUCAAAAGAGCAGAAGCCCUCGAGUAGUACAGAAUGUGAAACAAAGAAAUUAGAAGAGGAUGAUGACAGGCCAAAGCUUCCAAAAGCUUAUGAAAUGGGACUGAAUGUAAAAGCCAUGAAACUUGUCCUGAACAGUUUUUUGUUGCUGCUGCUCCAAGAAUUCAGUACAGCUGUGAAGGAUGAUGUAAGAUCUAGCUGCAGAACUGCUCCAAAUGACUUGGUUUUUAUUUUGGAUGGCUCAUUUAGUGUAGGGCCAGAAAAUUUUGAAAUUGUCAAAAACUGGAUUGUCAACAUAUCCAGCAGUUUUGAAAUUGGGACUACAUUUACACAGGUGGGUGUCAUACAAUAUAGUGAUGAUCCAUUGCUAGAAAUACCAUUGGACAAAUACAGGUCAAAUGAAGACUUGAUGAAAGCAAUGGAAGCUAUAUUAUACCGGGGUGGAAACACAAGAACAGGAAAAGCUAUAACAUUUGGAGUUAACUACGUAUUUGCUACCUCAACCAGGGCUGCUAAUGCUGUGACAAAGGUAGCAGUUGUACUUACAGAUGGAAAAUCCCAAGAUGAUGUGAAGGACUCAGCAGAGGAAGCAAGGAAAAAGAAAAUUAUACUGUUUGCAAUUGGAGUUGGUCAAGAAAUAGAAGAUGCAGAACUUCAAGCAAUUGCAAAUAAACCUUCAUCCACAUACGUGUUUCAUGUUGAAGAUUACAGCGGUAUAACCAAAAUUAGAGAAACAAUCAAACAAAAGCUUUGUGAAGAGACUGUCUGCCCUACAAGAAUACCUGUGGCAGCUCGAGAUGAAAAAGGCUUUGAUAUCCUUGUUGGAUUAGAUAUUAGAAAAAAAGCCAGUAAAAUUGAAGGGUCUUACCAUGGCAAAAAAGCUUAUAGAGUUGCAUCACAGAGUGAUUUAACGGAAAAAACAAGUGACAUUUUUCCUGAUGGCCUUCCUCCCUCCUAUGUCUUUGUGUCCACAUUACGAUUCAAGAGACCAGUAACUAAAGAAAAGUGGGACUUGUGGAGAAUUCUUGCUCUAGAUGGCACAAUUCAAACAGCAGUUACAUUGAAUGGAGAAGACAAUACAGUAAUCUUCCAUACAACACACAAGACAAAUGAUACACAGUCUGUGACCUUCAUGUCUCCUCUUAUAAAGGCAUUGUUUGAUGAAAACUGGCACUUAUUGCGAGUCCUCAUAACAGAGAGGGAUGCCACUUUAUACCUAGAUGAUAAAUUGAUUGAGACAAGGCAACUAGAACCGGUUCUUGGUAUCUUCAUCAGUGGAAGAACACAAAUAGGGAAGUACUUUGGGAAAGAAGCAACUGUACCAUUUGAAGUUCAAAAGUUAAGGAUUUACUGUGACCCAGAACAAAAUCAACGAGAAACUGCCUGUGAAAUUCCAGCUGUUCUGGUUGAGGGAAAAGAAAAAUUACCAGCUGGUACUCAGGAGAUUGCUAGUUCUACUGUUUUGGCCAGUGCUAAUUUCGUAAAAAUAUACAAACAGACAAGGAAGAAGCAGUGUGACAGUAGUCUUGAUGACGUUAUGUCCACACCACCCCCUUGUACAUGUGCUCCAGGUCCAGCUGGCCCUCGAGGUCUAAAGGGAGAACGUGGAGUAUCUGGGGAACAAGGCGAUGCCGGAAGACCUGGUGCAGAUGGUAAGCCUGGAAUUCCAGGAUUGCCUGGAAGCCCAGGCAUACCAGGACCCCAAGGUAUCCAGGGAUUGCGUGGGCUUCAUGGAUACAAGGGCGAGCAAGGGAUCCCUGGUGUUCCGGGUGAACAAGGUCUUCCAGGAUUUCAAGGACCAUCUGGACCACCAGGACCUGUGGGUUCUAAAGGUUUAAAAGGGGAACCAGGCCUACAUGGUUUUAAGGGUGAAAAGGGUUCAAAAGGUGACAAAGGUUCUCAUGGUUUUCCUGGAUUACGUGGAUUUCCUGGGCAUCAAGGUGCAAGUGGGAAAAAUGGCUUACCUGGAAUUCCUGGCAUGAAGGGAGAACCUGGAGAGGUCGGUCACCCAGGAUUAGAUGGAAUAGCAGGAAUGCCUGGAAUUCCUGGGAUGCCAGGAUAUAUUGGACCAAUGGGACCCAAGGGGAGAGAUGGAAUUCCUGGGGAGAAAGGAGAUCGGGGCUCUCCUGGCAAAACAGGUGAAAUGGGACUAUCAGGUUUACCUGGAUCAAGAGGACUACCUGGGCCUAAGGGUUACAAGGGUGAACAAGGAAUUCAAGGCAUUCAAGGGCAAAAUGGCAAUAAGGGGCAGAAAGGAGAACCAGGUUUGCCAGGUCAGCCAGGACAAUCUGGAAUGCCAGGAAUGAAAGGAAUAAAGGGUGACAAAGGAAAUGCAGGUGUCAAGGGAAACCAGGGUUACAAGGGUUUAUCAGGACAGCCAGGACUUCCAGGACUACAGGGGACAAAAGGCUCAACAGGAUCAAAAGGAGAGGCUGGAGAACCAGGAGCAUCAGGCACUGCAGGCAUAAGAGGUCAGAAGGGUGAACCUGGUUUACCUGGCAGAACUGGAAAUCCAGGUCCUAAAGGAAAGACUGGGCUUUCAGGACCACCAGGACCACCCGGUCCAGAAGGAAUUUCAGGAAAAGUCAUUUCAGAUGAGUACAUCCGACAGGUUUGCAUGGAUGUGCUAAGAACCCAGUUGCCUUCAGUUUUGCGCAACGAAAGGAAUGAAAAUUGUUUGCACUGUCAGAUCCGCAAGGGUUCACCUGGACCACCAGGGCCACAAGGACCACCAGGACUUCCUGGACUUCAAGGUCCACCUGGUUUCCCAGGUUUGGAUGGUGAACAAGGUCAACCAGGUCAUUUAGGUUUACCUGGUCUUCCAGGCAUUCAAGGACUCAUGGGAUUCCCUGGUUUGAAAGGUGAGAAAGGUGACAGAGGAGUUGGUUCCCCUGGAAUGCAAGGCCUACCAGGACCACCAGGAUCUAUGGGCUUACCUGGAGUUAGUAAAGAGGGAUCCCCAGGAAAGCCUGGUGCACCUGGAAAUGCUGGAAAUCCUGGAAACACAGGGAGGCCUGGGCCUCCCGGUCCACCUGGAACAUGUCAUCCAUCUCUAUGCUAUGGAACAAUUGGAGGAAGAGAUCCCUUUAGAAAAGGACCAAACUAUUGAAGCUGGAUCAUCAACCAUAUUGGAUGAAUGGACUUGGAGUGAGUUUAUGAUAUUACUAAGUCUGGUGCUUAUUAUUUUUAAAAUCCUAAAAGAAAUCUCAGGAUAAUUUACAUGAGUGUACCCAUGUUCU